UAGGCAGGUAAACGCACACGUCAUUUCUGGGCAUGUAACAAUAUGCUUUCAUUCCUUUCCAGCAUUUCUUUUUGCACUGUGGUAUAGACAAAAAAAGAUUGCGGCUGUUGUAGAGGAGGAGCCUAGGACUGUGCAGAUGUUUCAAGAUUCUGCUAAGUUACAUCGCUUACACAUCCCUCCUGCAGGGAGAAAGUCACCACUUUUAAAGGACCUUGAGAUUGGACACAAACGCUACCUUUAUAGCAUCAUGAGUACGUACGAUACCAGCAGCCAGCACAUACGUCUCCAUGAGAAGUAUGCUGCGAACCUUGAACACCAAAGUAUGUUAGGUUACCUAACUGCAAAAGAAACAAGACAAUACAUGUCCUGCCUGAGACUUGGCAACAAGACACACAAUGGUAACUUGGUCAACAGGAGACAUAAUGGCAACUUGGUCCAGAGCCCUUAUUUAAACAAACAAGCACAAAGAGGCAAUAAGCAAGUGAGGAACAAGACAAGCACGGUGUCAGCAUUAUCUUCCUCAACUCUUCGUACUAGUGGAAAGAAGGAAUAUCAGUGAUGGACCUACCAGGCAUUAAUAGAAGAGGACCUAUUCUAAUAAAUCUAUUACAACAGGGAUAUAGCAUUCCUGGAGGGACAAGAAUAACUUUAUAAUCAAAAGAAAACACAGAACCUGUCCAAAAAUAAUCUUCGCUAUUAAUGCUUGAUUUAAAUCCCUAGGGAAUAUUAUGCCACGCAACAUGAUCACAGGUUAUUCUUUUCAACUGUUAAUCACAUUGUAAUGGUAUAAAAAGGUAUACAGUAUAACUAUGUACUUUUUAGUGGGUUAAAAGAUUAUUAAUGCAGCCUUUGGAAAUGCUGUCAUUAAUACAUUUCUUCAGAAGUGUUAAGCCUCUUUUGGUAUGUGAUUGGAUUUUAUCAGAUCAAAAACCUGUACUUGUCAGAGCCUUUUCACAGUUUUGAAUACUCAGUACGUGUAUUUCUUGACUGUUUUAUUCUCUUGGUAACUGAUUCGUACACAUUGUUUUCUAUGGUUUAUAUAUCUUUUACAUAAUUCCACAGAA
Molecule: messenger RNA, 1064 nt
Organism: Protopterus annectens (West African lungfish)
Lineage: Eukaryota; Metazoa; Chordata; Ceratodontiformes; Protopteridae
Gene: FAM216B
Product: family with sequence similarity 216 member B
Exons: 4
Coding region: 137-559 (140 amino acids)
Source: RefSeq, a predicted model, not a curated record